AUGGUGGAAUUGCAAUUGGAGAAUCUUUCCCCUUCCUUCUCCGCAAUCCUGGAAAGGCGUGAGCCUACUUCACAGCGCGUUUAUGUCUUGCCCACAGUGAUGAGAAAGGCCUGUCUUGUACAAGCUGCGCUCCGGCUUUGGCACUCAAUCAGGGGGGGAGCUGGGGUGAAAGCAGGGCGCUUGCGCAAAGGGUGGUUGCAUGACCGCUAUCUCACAAGGCUGCCUCAGGAUGCAGAGCAUUAA
Messenger RNA from Klebsormidium nitens, 243 nucleotides. The record is from the annotation of a GenBank genome assembly. NCBI's taxonomy places the organism in Eukaryota, Viridiplantae, Streptophyta, Klebsormidiophyceae, Klebsormidiales, Klebsormidiaceae.